This is a messenger RNA of Candidozyma haemuli, 513 nucleotides long. RefSeq lists its product as uncharacterized. Bases 1 to 513 code for a protein of 170 amino acids. The transcript has a single exon. The record is from RefSeq and is a predicted model, not a curated record. Lineage: Eukaryota; Fungi; Ascomycota; Pichiomycetes; Serinales; Metschnikowiaceae.
AUGCCAUUUGAUCUCGAUUAUGGUAAGCCAAAGAGUCCCGAUGAUGUUUUGAUAUAUGAUCCUUUCCUUUAUAAGUAUACCCUAUCUGUUUCAAAGAAGCGAGCUGCGUAUGAUGCCUUCAGGGCGUUCGUGGGUUAUGACUUAGGGAAUGUCAGAGAUACUACAAUGAUCUAUUUCAUUUUAAAGCAUGAUAUUAUUCUUACUCGGCAUGAGAUGAUGAAAGUCUUGGGACUUCAGCCAUCUGGAAAAGUUGACUCGACUAUUUUUGACAAGCUCGAAUCAACGAUCUUUCACGUCGCUCGAACCCUCCGAGCCAAAGUCCCAGUCCGCAGUCUACUAGAGAUGCCGCUCACUGAUAUUAGCCGUAUAUGCUACAUGAUUGCUGGCAAAUUUGAAUCAUUGUUCUUUGCUCCAGUAAAUGGAGACGACUUUGACUUUUGGUGGACAGACCGCUUCAAUAGUGUAUGGCCUGUUAUCUCCGAGCUUAACCGGCUAUACAAUGAACUAGGAUGA